UCAACUUAAGAUUAACAAGAUGAAGUACGUUCUCUAUUUUGUAUUGCUGUUAUUGCAUUGUGCAUCUGUUCAUACUUUUUCUAUAUUCACUGAUGAUAGUGAUCAAAACACUACCGAAUUGGACAUGAAAAACAUUGAUACCAAGAACGCGGACGUGGUCAGGCAACUUUUGAAUCAGGAGACACUUAUUAGAAUGGCUUUGGUCAGGAAUGUACACAUACUAAUGAAGGAUAUGGUGGACCUUAAGAAAAAACAUGAGUCGAUGGAAUCUUUACAACAGAGUACAGAAAUAAAAGUUACAGCCUUACAACAGGAAGUGAGGGACCUUAAACGGGAAAACCAAAAACUUGACCUCGAAAACAGAAAAUUUGCAGAAACUUUUAAUCUCGUUAAAGAUAACUUUACGCAGAUUAGUGAUCAGUUUAAAGACUUUGCUAAAGAAUUAGAGAAAGAAAGAGAAGCGUUCGAAACAAAUACAAGUAUUGUUCUAAGUGAUUUGAAAAUUGAAGUUCGAUAUCUCUCAGUCACACUCCUAGAUCUUAAUAAACAUACACUGGAAAGAGAAAAAAUUAUUCCGGAUAUGAUGGACGAGAAAUGUAACGUCUUGUCAGCGAUGUUUAACACUUCACUGGAAACCUUGAACAAUGAUUUAACAGCAAUCAGCACUAAACUGUCGAAGUCAGUUUCAAAUCUUGAAAACUCACAAAAUGCAAUUAUAGUAUCUGUGUUUGGUGAUAUCAACAAAACCUUGGAUGAAUUACAGACUGAACUAAAAGAAACACACAAUAGUCAACUGAAGUUGUCUGCCUCUGUAUCCUCUCUAGAGGUGUUUCGAAUGAAUGUUUCCAAUAACCAUUGUGAUUUUGGAAAGAAAGUGGCUUUCACGGCUGGAGUGACGUCUUCGUCCACUUCCUGGAACAGUGGCACACUAGUUUUCAAUAAGGUCAUUAACAACGUGGGAGGUGGCUAUAAUCCCAAUACAGGGAUAUUUACCGCACCCCUCAAUGGAGACUAUGUCUUCUAUGUCAGUAUCCAAAGUGCUGGUGCCGACUUCUAUGAUAUUUAUGUAGACAUUGUGUUCAAUGGAUCUAGCAAGGUUCGAGCGAUGGCCUAUAAUUAUAAUUCUAACGAUCUGCACGAAACAGGGACAAACAUGGUGACACUGAGACUACAGCAGGGAGACACGGUGUGGGUUAAACAUCACUCUGGUACAGGUUACUACACUCACAGUGACGCUCCUAUCACAACGUUCUCUGGAUUCCUAACCUAAAUGUGUGCAGUCCUGUAUUUGAAGACAACAAAUAUCUAUACAGAAUGUCAAUUGUUGUAAAAUCAUGGGUAUGCAUUGUUUCAUUGUAACCUACAUGAUAAAAUAAAAUAAAAAAAAAACAUAUCAA
Molecule: messenger RNA, 1397 nt
Organism: Saccostrea cuccullata (small rock oyster)
Lineage: Eukaryota; Metazoa; Mollusca; Bivalvia; Ostreida; Ostreidae
Product: multimerin-2-like
Exons: 3
Coding region: 20-1270 (416 amino acids)
Molecular function (GO): protein binding
Source: RefSeq, a predicted model, not a curated record